AAAACCUCAAUGGAACAGCCGAUUUGAGGUUAUGUUCACCAAAUCGUAAACAAUCGAAAGAUAGUUUGAAAGCAACGCACCAGAUCCAUCAGUAAGUUGAUUUUAGGUUGAACCAGAGCAUUGGUACAAAAAAAAUGUCAUCGACUCAAAGCGAACCAGUGCCAUCGACUGGCAAUGACGGUGCAACAAUUGAGAAAGUGGAGAGUCGCUGGAAGACGCAUUACUUCACGGCCGAGAUAUCCGAAGAGAUUUUCACAUUCCGUGUGCUGAAAAUGGCUCAAUCGCUAUUGAUUUACAUCGGUCAACUGGAAAACGAGUCGUUGGACGAGUUGGCAAUGGCCGUACCGGUGGAAGAUUUCGUCAGCACAACAAUCAUUGGAACGGUUCACGGUUGUGAUUCACAAGAAUUGGCACAACAGUUUACGCGUCGUCUAAAAAAGCAGAUCUUCAUAAGCUGCAAUGUCACAUCGAAUAAUCUCACUCGUGUAAUGCUCGUGAAACGAAUUGCCGAGGAAAUGAAAAAUGUCCCCGAUGCUUUUUGAUUGUUAUUUCCGUAUUGAAAAUAAAAGAAAAACAUACAUAUUUUCUUAAGCCAAGAAA
Messenger RNA from Sitodiplosis mosellana (orange wheat blossom midge), 600 nucleotides. RefSeq lists its product as uncharacterized. The coding region runs from base 135 to 542 and encodes 135 amino acids. Lineage: Eukaryota; Metazoa; Arthropoda; Insecta; Diptera; Cecidomyiidae. The record is from RefSeq and is a predicted model, not a curated record. The transcript has 2 exons. Gene Ontology annotation, biological process: proteasome assembly.